AUGCGUCCCUCCGCGGGCAUGGCGCUGGGCGUGGCGCUCGCUCAAGCACACAAUUUCCACCUGCAAACGCAACAGGAUUUGAGUCAAUUUGUGUUACCUCUGACCGGUACCACUAAUGGAGGCAACACAUUUCCUGGUGUGAGCGUGCCGUUCGGAAUGGUUAAAUUGGGACCUGACUUAUACACCGGAUCCGAUAGCUACUCGGGCUACCAGUCGACCGGUAGCUUCAUCGGUUUUAGCCUGCUGCACGAGAGCGGCACUGGCGGCGCCCCAAAAUACGGCGUUGUCUCACAGAUGCCCGCCGUCGGCACCAUCGAAAACCCAUUGGCCGAUCAGAGCGUCAACCGGAGUGCUGCAGAUGUGGCGCGGCUUGGCUACUAUAAGUCAAAUUUAUCCAACGAUGUUACGGUGGAAUUGGGCGCAACCGCCAAAGCUGGAUUAUACCAGUACCAGUUCUCUGGAAAUGCUGCUGCUUCGAAUAUCAUCGUCGACGUCUCGCACGUUCUUCCGUCAUUCAGGGGUCAAGGUCUAGGCCAAAAUUAUUUGGGUGGUAACAUCUCGGUGACGACGACUGAUAACAGUGUUCGUUACACAGGAUCUGGUUCUUAUGACAAUGGAUGGAACCGUGCUCCGCAAUGGACGGUGUAUUUCUGCGGCUAUUUCGAUCAGGCGGCAACAUUCAAGACAUUCCUCGGAAAUGGCUCGAGCGGUGACGACUUACAGGAUUAUAGUACCGCGAGUUCACAGGAUUCCAAGUCUCGGCUGGGUGCUGUUUUCACUUUUAGUAGUGCUAAUGUCACAUCGCGAGUAGGAGUAUCGUUUAUUUCAUCCGAACAAGCUUGCACAAAUGUCGAUACCGAGAUACCCGCGGGAACGUCCCUAGAGACUUUGGAAAAGAAUGUGAAAACGGCAUGGAACAGCCAAGUGUUGUCCAAGAUCACGACAACGGAUACCUCCAACACCACGAGGCUACAACUCCUUUACUCGUCGUUAUACCAUAUGUCCCUCAUCCCGACCAACAAGACGGGUGAGAAUCCCCUUUGGUCGUCAGCUGAGCCUUAUUACGAUGAUAUUUUCACAUUCUGGGAUUUGCACCGUUGCACAACAUCGCUUUUCCACAUCCUACAGCCUGUAGCGUACGAAGAAUUCAUCCGCUCCCUUGUCGAUAUAUGGAGGAAUGAGGGCUUCUUGCCCGAUGCGCGGUCCUCGUUUUUCAAUGGCGCGACGCAAGGCGGCUCUAACGCAGAUAACGUUCUUGCAGAUGCUUACGUGAAGGGUGUCCGCGGCGCAGUCAACUGGGACGACGCAUAUUCCGCCAUGGUUACCGAUGCUGAGAAAGUGCCUGCCAACAACAACGAUUCGAGAGAUAAGUCAUCUUCGACUAAGGAAGGAAGAGGCGCGCUCCCGGAUUGGAUAGAUCGCGGCUUCAUCACCACAAAGUACGGGCGAUCUGUCAGUCGAGCUAUCGAAUACGCCGGCAACGACUUUGGUCUGUACCAAGUAGCCAAAGGUCUCGGCAAAGAUGACGAUGCGCAGAAAUACCUCAACCGUUCUCGCAACUGGCGCAACCAAUGGAACCCGGACCUGACCGCGCUCGGGUUCUCCGGUUUCCUUGGGCCGAUCGACCAGAGCGGCAAAUUCACGUCGCAGGACCCGCUCAGCUGCGGAGGAUGCUACUGGGGCGACGCCUACUAUGAAGCCCUUCCGUUCGAGUACUCGUUUAACGCGCACCACGACAUGAACAAGCUGAUCGAACUGGCGGGCGGUAACGACACUUUCCUGUCGCGACUCGAGAAGUUCUUCGAGGGCGGCGUCAGCUCCGGAAACUCCCAGUUCAACCACACCCUCUUCAACCCCGGCAACGAGCCUAGCUUCACCACCCCCUAUCUGUUCAACUUCGUCGGCCGCCAAGACUUGAGCGUCAAGCAAAGUCGCUACGCCGCCAAUAGUUACUACGCGCCUACGCCCGGAGGUUUACCCGGCAACUCAGACGCCGGCGCCAUGGAAUCCUGGGUCUUAUGGUCAAUGAUCGGGCUGUACCCGCUUACCGGCCAAACCACCUUCCUCAUCGGAUCACCAUGGUUCAGCAACCUAGCCAUCGAUCUCGGCAGCGGGAAGAAGCUCAUCAUCACGAGCACCGGCGGCGGCGGCCAAUCAUACUACGUGCAAUCCCUCAGAGUCAACGGACAGGUCUGGAAUAAAUCGUGGGUAACAUGGAACGACAUCUUCGCCAACGGCGGAAAGCUAGACUUCGUACUUGGCUCUGAGCCCGUGAACUGGGCUACGGGUGACCUGCCGCCGAGUCCGGCGACAGAGAGCUCGUAG
Molecule: messenger RNA, 2325 nt
Organism: Annulohypoxylon maeteangense
Lineage: Eukaryota; Fungi; Ascomycota; Sordariomycetes; Xylariales; Hypoxylaceae
Product: glycoside hydrolase family 92 protein
Exons: 5
Coding region: 1-2325 (774 amino acids)
Biological process (GO): protein deglycosylation; carbohydrate metabolic process; protein quality control for misfolded or incompletely synthesized proteins
Cellular component (GO): nucleus; cytosol
Molecular function (GO): peptide-N4-(N-acetyl-beta-glucosaminyl)asparagine amidase activity; carbohydrate binding
Source: RefSeq, a predicted model, not a curated record